GCUGCUCAUACCCUCCAUCCCUGCAUACCGCUCAGUUCGGCACGAGACGUGUCACCCUAUAUCCAUCCUCAUUCAUCACAUACUUGAUUUCCGCAUCUGCCCCUGGUCCCUUUUGCACCGCGUACCUAAAUACUCGUCAAAGGAUCCAAACGAGACCUCCGUUAUCAAUCCAGUCUCAUUCCACCCAGUUUUACACGUCACCUGCUAUGGCUACCCUAGGCAUACCCUAUUUCCUCGAAGACAAGACCGGUCUCCUCACUAGCUCAGACUUCACAGACGUCAACGAUCGAAUGCGUCUUACCCUUCGCUGUACGCUGAAAGACUCUACCCGUUCCGCGUAUAUGAUCCAUUCCAGCUCUUCGCGGGUACCCGCUGCCGCCUUGGAUUUCGGUUCGAAGGGUGAGCUCGGGACAGUCACAAUUAAUGUGAGCGCGUUGAGUGGCGUGGGAGGAGGGAGGCCGCACGGAGUCGGGAGGGCGAGCCUAAGUGCGGGGAAGACGAGGUCGAUGAAGGAGUGGUUGGUCAAGGUGAAUCCGUUUGGGAGCUCAACCUUCCGUAAAUUCGUCGCAUCAGACGGGCAGACGUACACUUGGAACUGGCGGAGUAGAGAAAACUUUGAGUGGACCUGCCUAAAUUCGUCAAAUUACCUCGUCGCAUACUAUAGUCUCAAAGUCCCCGGCGAGCCAGUCUACCCUGGCUCAAGUGGGUGCAUGUUGACUGUCGACGAAUCAUAUCCUCAUCUGGCUGUCGAACUUCUUGCAUCGCUAAUCAUCAUGCGGCAUAUUGCUCAGCAUGAUCUGUAAUUGCGUGGCCGUCGACUUCAACAGCGGUAUCCGCUUUCCGUGAUCGUCGCGGUCGUGUUGUGUUUCAUUCAUCGUAUUGCCUCGCGGACGUUUGAGCGAACAUACAGUUUCGUCGUUUCACCUUGACAUCAUCAGCAAUCAUCGCCUCCUUGCAUAUUCAUUCUCAUCAUUGCACUCGUCCCUAUCCCCAUUUCGAGACUCCUACCUAUCAUCACCCUCACCGCCAGAUGCGAUCUAGUGUCCACUUCUCAUACCUCGUCUACGCCUCGCAUUCGGACCCUGCCCCAGCUCCGUCUUAUCUCGAACUCCGACCUUGCUGUGCAUAACUCCAAUCGUCAGCCCGCAUCACUCUUUCCUUCUUCAUUCCAUCUCACAGCCUUCCUCUCAAUGCCUAGUCCAUCUAUUAGCUCUCAACAGUCAACCCAUGUUCCUUAUUCCAUAUGUUCCUUAUACUGUAUCAUACCCUGUAUCACCCCACGUCACCUUCGACCUUCCUUCCAACCUCACAUCUCUCCUUACCUUUGUCUCGUUCCGUCUCUAUCACCCGUCGACCGCGUCAGCUUCCGACCUAGUCGCCACCUUACCUCGCC
This is a messenger RNA of Stereum hirsutum FP-91666 SS1, 1393 nucleotides long. RefSeq lists its product as uncharacterized. NCBI's taxonomy places the organism in Eukaryota, Fungi, Basidiomycota, Agaricomycetes, Russulales, Stereaceae. The record is from RefSeq and is a predicted model, not a curated record. Bases 207 to 803 code for a protein of 198 amino acids. The transcript has 4 exons.